AUGGCAGCUCAGAUCCCCCCCGGCGGUACCUACCUCGACACCUUCAAGAAGUCCUUCGUUGACGUUCCCGUCGAUGCCGAGAAGGACAAUGCCAUCGCCACCACCGACUUCCUCGAUGCCGCCGAGUCUCUGACCACCAUUUUUGAUGCCCUUGGAGGCGUUGCUUUCGGUCCCGUCAAGAGCGAUAUGGGCGGCAACAUCAAGAAACUCCGUGAGCGCCAGCUGGCUGCUCCCGCCGAGUCCGCCACCCUCCAGGACCUCGUCAAGAACGAGCUGGCCACCAAGAAGCACGUUGCCACCGAGGGUCUCGUCUGGUUGAACCGUGGCCUCGAGUUCACCUGCAUUGCCCUCAGCCAGAACGUUGCCAAGGACUCUGAGGAGCUCGCAGAUUCCUUCCGCGCCGCCUACUCGACCACCCUCAAGCCUCACCACAGCUUCCUCGUGAAGCCCAUUUUCAGCGCCGCCAUGAGCGCCUGCCCCUACCGCAAGGACUUCUACGCCAAGCUUGGCUCCGACCAGACAAAGGUCGCUGACGAGCUCCGCGUCUACCUCGCCGCUCUCGACAAGAUCGUCGGCAUCCUCAAGGGUUUCCUCUCCAGCAAGGACGCCAAGUACUAA
This is a messenger RNA of Colletotrichum graminicola M1.001, 618 nucleotides long. Its product is annotated as glycolipid transfer protein. Gene Ontology annotation, molecular function: ceramide 1-phosphate transfer activity; ceramide 1-phosphate binding. The coding region runs from base 1 to 618 and encodes 205 amino acids. The transcript is spliced from 4 exons. Gene Ontology annotation, cellular component: cytosol; membrane; cytoplasm. Gene Ontology annotation, biological process: ceramide transport; intermembrane lipid transfer. The record is from RefSeq and is a predicted model, not a curated record. Lineage: Eukaryota; Fungi; Ascomycota; Sordariomycetes; Glomerellales; Glomerellaceae.